AUGGCAUCAGGGGCAGUGGUGGCAGACCGGGUAAUGGGACAUUCAAGGGUUGUUGAGGGGUCGGUGAGGAAGGAGAGCAGCAGGAAGCAGCAGCGCAAAAGCAAAGAGGAGAGGAUGGCCCGUAUUAAGCAAGAGCAGGCAGAGGAGCUGAAGCAUCUCAAGAAUUUGAAGAAGAAAGAGAUUGCAGAGAAGCUUGAGAGGAUCCGAAUGAUUGCUGGGAUUGAAGGGGAUGCUGUUUUUACGAAAAUGCAGGAGAUGUUUGAUGACAGUUACUAUGAGGCUGAUGAUGUUGAUCCUGAGUUUGGAAGUGGUGAGGAGAUGGAUUUGGGGAAGCCGGAUUUUGACAAAGAAGACGAAUUGCUUGGGCUUCCUAAGGGCUGGGCUAGUGACCAGUCAAAAGAAGAGUCUACUGCCACUGAUGCGAAAGGUGCAAAAGGGCAGAUCUCUCUCAAAGACAAGGUGGAGCUUGAGAAAGAGAUGGAAGAGUACUGCAAGUUAGACUAUGAGGACACUAUUGGAGAUAUCAAGACUCGGUUCAAGUAUAAACAGGUUAAGCCAAACAGUUUUGGUCUGAGUACCUAUGAGAUAUUGGCAUCAGAUGACAAGGAUUUGAACCAGUAUGUUUCCAUUAAGAAGCUAGCUCCUUACAGAGAGGAUGAAUGGAAGGUUACACAUCAUAAGAGGCAGAGCAAGGAUUUGAUCCUUGGGAAGAAGGACAAAUCUGGCAAGAAAUCUAGGUCUGAGGAAGGCGGCCCUAGUUCUUCAAAAACAGAGAAAGGCAGGCUGACAAAUGGGCAAGAGUCAACAGAUGACAAGAAAAAGACUACCAGAAGUGAACUAAGGAAGCGUCGUAAGACUGACCUAAAGAUAUCCGAUGAUCGAUUAGCGGCAUUUGGAAAGACAAAUUCAAAGUGUCACAAGAGCCAUUGA
Miscanthus lutarioriparius is the source of this 930-nucleotide messenger RNA. NCBI's taxonomy places the organism in Eukaryota, Viridiplantae, Streptophyta, Magnoliopsida, Poales, Poaceae. The record is from the annotation of a GenBank genome assembly.